Molecule: messenger RNA, 1096 nt
Organism: Colossoma macropomum (tambaqui)
Lineage: Eukaryota; Metazoa; Chordata; Actinopteri; Characiformes; Serrasalmidae
Product: elastase-1-like
Exons: 8
Coding region: 95-901 (268 amino acids)
Biological process (GO): proteolysis
Molecular function (GO): serine-type endopeptidase activity
Source: RefSeq, a predicted model, not a curated record
CAGUAUAGCACCGCGGAAUGUGCUGUAUCAUCAGACAAGUCGACUAUAAAGGCACCAAGUGGCAAACUAGAAGGUGUCCUGUCGCACUGCAGACAUGUUGAGGCUGCUCCUGCUCACCGCUCUUGCCUCUUUGGCUCUUGCUGAUGAGGAGCCCCAGGCUCUCUUCUUGGAGGAAGUGGAGGGAAGAGUUGUAGGCGGUGAAGUAGCGAAACCACACUCGUGGCCCUGGCAGAUCUCUCUCCAGUUCCAAUCUGGCAGCUCAUACCAUCACACCUGUGGAGGGACCCUGAUCAGGAGAGGAUGGGUGAUGACCGCAGCCCACUGUGUGGACAGGCAAAGGACCUAUCGUGUUGUGCUUGGUGAUCAUAACAUCUCUCAGCAUGAAGGCAAGGAGCAGUACAUCUCUGUCAGCCGGGUCUACAUUCACCCCAACUGGAAUUCCAACAUGAUUUCAAAUGGGUAUGAUAUCGCUCUGCUCCGUCUGUCUGCUGACGCAACUCUGAAUUCUUACGUCCAGCUGGGUUCUCUGCCUCCCUCUGGUCAGGUCCUGCCCCACAAUAACCCCUGCUACAUCACCGGCUGGGGCCGCACUCAGACUGGAGGAUCCCUCUCUUCUAACCUGAAGCAGGCCUACCUGCCUGUAGUGGACCAUAAGACCUGCUCCAGCAGCAGUUGGUGGGGAGGUUCAGUUAGGACUACUAUGGUUUGUGCUGGAGGUGGAAGUCUCUCAGGUUGCCAGGGUGACUCUGGUGGCCCCCUGAACUGCCAGGUCAAUGGAAAGUACUACGUCCAUGGAGUCACCAGUUUCGUUUCUGCUCAAGGCUGCAACGUGCAGAGGAAGCCUACAGUCUUCACCCGUGUGUCUGCCUACAUCAGCUGGCUGGAGAACACCAUGCAAUAAGAACAAGCCAGAGAAGACGAGGAGUAUCCUAAAGAAGCAGGUCCAGUUCACUUCUCCAGGAUCUCAAAUAUAUCAUCACCGAAUAUAUUUUUAAACAUAAUUCUAACAAGCCAGCUGCCAUUUAUCAUAGUGUUAAUAUUUCAUGAAGAAUGGACCAAUAAAAAUGUUCCAAAAGCUUGUUCCAUCAACUUUAAA